AAAACCAAAUGUUUCUCGGUUUCCACCAUCUUUGGAACCAAACUUUGAAGAUCCACAAAAGAAGAAAAAUGCAGCAUGCCUUCUCACACUGAAGAAUGUAUGUUUGAAGUUGGUCUCUAAUGAUUGCACGAUCAUCAUCAUUUGAGAAAUCAUCAGUCAAUUUCAGCUAGCUAGCAAGCUUGUCAGCAUCGAACUCAGAGAACGAAUUCUUUUGAUUAAUGCAUGAGAAGCUCAAGAUUAUCUCUGAAGAUGCUUCGUUAAAGCAAUUAUUCAUCUUGGUGCAUAUCUUGUCAAUGGCAACAUAGAAGAUCGAUCUCGAUAAAGAUAGAGAUCAUUUGAAGUCAUCCCAUCAAGCCUCGAAUGGCCCCAAACUUGUAUUUUUUCUUCCAUAUUGGGAAUCAGAAUACUUGGCCAACACAAAAGUGUUAAACUGCUGGCGAGAUGACAGUGGGCGGAGCUAGAGCCUAGUCCCUGGUGGGCGGUCCACGGGGUGAUCAGCGGCGAACUAGUCUGGCGAGAUGGUUGGAGGAGUCCGGCGAAGGCCACAAGCGGAGUUCGGCAGAGUCCGGUGACCUAGCAAUGCAGAGCUCGGCCCUCACGGAAGCAAGCAGGGCCGGCAAAAGAGAGGAAUCGGGCUGGUGGAAAAUUGAUGUUUGGUAGGGAAAAUCUAUCCAGGUGGACAAGUUGCGGCGUCCAGAAUCAUUCGGCAGGGGAAGCUUAUGAGGAAUUCAAGCAUAUACUGCUGGUUUUAAUAUAUGACAAAGAUGAUCAAUCUUCCCCAGUUGCCAAUGAGUGGUCUAUAAACAGGAGAUUUGAACUUGCUGGGUUGCUAUCGUCCAUAUUAAGAGCUCAUCUACAAGCUUACGAUCCUAUUCUCUCAAUGACCCUAAGAUACUUAAUGAGCAUUCACAAAGUAUUUUGCUCACGGCAAGGACUUUCAUCACCUAUAUCUGAUCUGACCGAUCGGCUGCUCUUUGAGGAUCGUGAUCCGCCUGCAGUUCCCCAGGAAUGUUCAGUAGAAGCACCACCAUUUGACGAGGUUGACAUUCAAGCCCUAGCACACGCGGUGCAGUUGACGAGACAAGGCGCUGUUGACAGCUUGAAGUUUGCAAAAGGAGAUUUAUAUCAAGCAUUUCAGAACGAAUUGUGCCGAAUGAAGCUGGAUAUGUCACUUCUGGAUAAACUUGUACACGAGUACUGUAUAUACAGGGGGAUUGUUGAAGGCUGUUCUCAUGCCCAUCCUGGGACUUCUGACUUGAAAUCUGGUCAAACUAAUGGUGUUAGUUUUAUAAAUAAGCAAGGAGCAAAUAAUGAAACACAGUUUGAAUGUGAAAUGACUGACAAUCAGGAUGGUGGUUGUAGCACAAGUGAUAUUACCCAUCAUGAUUCUUGGUCCAAGAGAUUACGCAGGGUUAGGAGCAGUACAUCAGGGCAGGGAAGGCGGAAGAGAUGGAGAGGUCGAGCAGAUGAUCUAUGUUAUUCAUGCGAGACUUCAGGGGAUGCAAAUCUUGAAAUGCUGCCUCCUGCCUUUGACAUGGAUGAGGAUGUUGUGAUAGAAAAAAAGCACUUGGUGUCAGAUUCUGGUUUGUCUGAUACUAGAAACAUGCAAGAUCAGAAGUAUGAGGUUAUUUUAGAGAUGAGGGACCUGACAGGCAAAGGAAUGGCUUCCAAAGUUGUGGAUGAAAUAAACAGCAUAGAUCCUGAUUUCUUUUUUCAAAACCCUAUUCUUCUAUUUCAGCUAAAACAGGUUGAAUUUCUUAAGCUAGUCGCUGGUGGUGAUUGUGUAGCUGCUCUCAAGGUAGCAUCCUCUCAUCUGGGACCUCUUGCUUCCAGUAACCAAGCUUUACUGAAGCCUUUGAAGGAAACUUUGGUAACACUGAUUCAACCCAAUGAAGAUGUACUCACAAAGGCAGUAUCAUUGCCUGUUCUUGCUAGUUCUCUCCAGCUUGCGAUAAGCAGGAGGCUUGGUAUCAAAGAACCCCAGUUAAUGAAGAUAGUGAGGACAACACUUCAUACGCACACCGAAUGGUUUAAGCUUCAGAUGUGCAAGGACCGUUUUGAUCAUCAUUUGAAGAUUGAUUCUCUGAAAGAGUUCGAUCCAUCUGCGAGUCACAGUAUGUCCAAGGCUCUUACAGAUGAAUGUGGCAAUGGAUCAUCUCAAAUCACAACAUGCUCAAGUGGCAAGGUGCCAGAUGAAGGUAGUAGCCCACAGGUGUCGUCAGAAGUUGCAUGCGAUGAAAGCGCUAUACUCAAGGUUAUGGAAUUCCUUGCUUUGCCUAGGCCGGAUGCCAUCCAACUCCUCAUGCAAUAUGAAGGAAAUGCAGAAACAGUAAUCCAACAAAUAUUUUCAUAGUGUUUUGUGUAAAUGGCAUACACAUUUUAUUUGUUUUAGAAAGCAAAUUUUCCAUCACACUCUUUAGCUGUAUUUAAACUAGGUUCCCCCUUUCAGUCUUGUGUGCUAUCUUCUUGCCCAUGUAACAUUGAAACAUAGAAGAAAAAUAAGUCAGUUCACAGUUUUCAUGCAAGGCACCAAAGAAUAUGAGUGAACUUGUGAUAUGAGUAGGAAGGGUUUGAUCUUAGUUUGUCUUUUGCAUUACUCCUGAUUCGACAAAUAGGUGAGUAUAUGAUUAUGGAGACACCGACCAUAAAACUCACAUGGAUGUACCCUCCGUUGCUCUGUGUAAUCAUGUAACCGGGUGUUGUACAACAAUUGAACAAGUACAAUCUAUAUUUUAUUCCCUGUGUGACUUCUUUC
Molecule: messenger RNA, 2755 nt
Organism: Brachypodium distachyon (stiff brome)
Lineage: Eukaryota; Viridiplantae; Streptophyta; Magnoliopsida; Poales; Poaceae
Exons: 11
Coding region: 650-2353 (567 amino acids)
Biological process (GO): proteasome-mediated ubiquitin-dependent protein catabolic process
Cellular component (GO): cytoplasm; nucleus
Source: RefSeq, a predicted model, not a curated record